AUGACACAAAUAUUUCUCAUGUUAUUAUCCAUUAUAAUGUCAUUUAUUUUCGUCAUUAUCUUCGUGUUCAUCGGAUGGUAUUUAGUAUGGAAGGUCUUCUUAAGCCGAUUCCGGUUCGUGAGGGAGUUGUUGAUGAUUAACAACAAUAAUAGCCAUCAAAGCGAUGACAACAACAGAUCCAACACAAGUAGUAAUCAAUUGCGACCAAAGAAGUCGAGGCAACGGAUCACUACCACAACCGCCACUAAUAGCUAAUCAUUAUAUCGUUUUUAAUUGCAUUUUUGUAUUAAACAAAUUGUUUUUUAACGUAAUUUAAAGACAGAUUUUUUAUUUUAAUUACUGAAAACUAUUUUUGAAUUCAAAGACCACUUAUUUUAUGUCC
This is a messenger RNA of Oppiella nova, 382 nucleotides long. The record is from the annotation of a GenBank genome assembly. NCBI's taxonomy places the organism in Eukaryota, Metazoa, Arthropoda, Arachnida, Sarcoptiformes, Oppiidae.